CUCCGAUAACCAGCCGUUCAUCCAUUCAUCCCACUUGGCUGUCCCUCACCUCGACUCCACGUCUCACGUCUCCCCCGGUUGUUCUUCACCACCCUGUUUUCAGGCCAACUUGAACAGCAACCCUGGGCUCUACCCUGAUAUCUGAGAUAGGAUCUCUCCCCACGACUCCCCCCCUGUGGAGCACCACGGAUUUUCCCACGUUCAAUCGGCGGCGGGGCUUCAUCAUGGCGGACCGGCAGGCAGUACAGCACAACCUAAACAGUCUCCUGUCCAAGUUGGGGGACCCGGACCCGGACAUGAGAUAUAUGUCCUUGAAUGAUCUUCUCGGCAUACUGAACAGUCCGCACUCUACAUAUCUGGCACACGACCAAAUUUCCUCAUCGAGGCUGGCGGAGGGGUUGCUCAAGGCCCUCGACGACCAGCACGGCGAUGUGCAAAACCAAGCGCUGAAAUGUCUCGGCCCCCUGGUCCUUCGACUGCCCUCCGACAGCCUCACAUCGCUUCUGGAGAAGCUCACCAACCUGACAGCCUCCCAGACCAUCGAUACCUCGGUCCCAAAUACCGCCCUCAGAUACAUCGUCACGGCUCUUCCACGCCCUCAAGCUGGACAACCCCCCAACGACGAGGCAAAGGCCUCUUAUAACGCCGUCUCCCGGGUGCUCAUUCCUCGUCUGACGGGCCCCACUCCAUCCCCAACCAGCAGGAGAGGCUCGAUCGUGAAGGGCAUGCUGGAAAAGGACUCAUCGAAGGGCUUCAGCAGUGAUGCGAUCGACGUCUUGAUCCAGGUGGUCACCUGCUUUGGACCUCUUCUGAAAGAGGCAGAAUUGACCGCCCUGCAAAACUCCGUCAUGUCCAUUAUCGAUAACGACACGGCUGGCACCGUCGUUACGAAGAGAGCUCUGGCGGCUAUCUCGGCUCUCGUUCUCCAUUUCUCGGAUGCCCAGCUGAGUGCGUUUGUCAAUGGCCUCGUGAAGCGAUUCAAGGCUCCCCAGCUCACUACCGUCCAUCGUCGUCACUUGAUUGCCACGGUUGGCAGUGUAGCGAAAAGUGCUCCGGUCAAGUUUGGCCCUCAUCUUCCUUCCCUGGCCCCGUUCGUGUUCUCCACCGUCGGGGAAGAGAACCUAGCACAAGUGAGUCGAUGAGCGCACACACUCUGCGUUCUUUUCUCAGCCCGGUCAUCUUCUGACUUGUGCAGUAGCCAACCCGGGUUUCGACUUCGCAUUCCGUGCGCUCAGUCGCGUAAGGGGCAUUCUUCUCUGGUUUCUUUCCUGCAAGAUGUGCUCUUUAGAAUGGCGGCUUCCCAUGUAAUAUAGGAUCUCGCAUCGAAGACUUGAU
Messenger RNA from Aspergillus heteromorphus CBS 117.55, 1335 nucleotides. RefSeq lists its product as uncharacterized. Gene Ontology annotation, cellular component: nucleus. The transcript is spliced from 2 exons. The coding region runs from base 225 to 1142 and encodes 305 amino acids. Gene Ontology annotation, biological process: protein ubiquitination; SCF complex assembly. The record is from RefSeq and is a predicted model, not a curated record. NCBI's taxonomy places the organism in Eukaryota, Fungi, Ascomycota, Eurotiomycetes, Eurotiales, Aspergillaceae.